AUGAAUGACUUUUCCAGUUUAGAAAAAACUCUUGUCCGUGAACUCUCGUGUCGUUUGUGUCUGUGCACCGAUGUGGUGAAACUGAAACCGCUCAGUGCAGAGGUAAAGAGGAAAAUCAAGAGACUGUUUGAUAUUUUGGUUCGCACUGAUGAUACUUUACCGAAAGCAAUAUGCCACGACUGCUUACAACAGGUAUCGGCGUUACACAUGUAUGCUGUAAAAGUUGAGAAAACACAAAAGUUUUUAGAAUUCCACAAAAUGAAAAUGCGGGAAGAGAGACGGGAAGGCACAGUCGAAAAAAUAAUUCACCCAAUUAUUGAAGCAAUGUCGAUCAAAAAUAUUGCAGAGAUGCAGAAAAAAACGAGCAGUGGGACAAAUCUGAAAUCUCCAAUUAGUGACCUACAACAAGGAGACGUGAAAAAUACGAAAUUCAAAACGCCAAAAAAGAAAUCACCGUCUGUCUUGAAGUUUAUGGAGUCAAUGACUUUAGAGGAAUUUGCUAAUAGUGAGAAACUGGACAAAAAUAUGCUAACCUCAGCAGGUAUUAAAUUAACCGGCCCUCAAAAGAGGGAAGCACAAAAAGAACAACCGAAAGUAGAUCCAGACUUGAAUACGGAUACCCUUGAUCCUUUGGUGUUGCUGGAGGGCAGACCAGCCAAGCAAGGAGCUGCCCUGGACCGUCAAAUAACACUGUUUUACAAAAUGGAAUGCUGCAUCUGCCAUGAGAAAGGCUUCCACUUCAGAUCGCUUAUGAAACAUUACAAAGAUAGACACGGCGUUCCAGGCUAUGUGACUUGUUGUGACAAAAAGUUUCAUUAUUUCUACCCGAAGAAAAUCAUUGAACACAUGGCGUUUCACUUACAACCAAAUAUAUUCAUGUGUCAAAGUUGCCACCAAAACUUCCAAACUUCUCAAGAGUUGUACGAACAUCAAAGCAACGGCGGUCGUUCAGAAGGCAAGAUCCUGUGUCCUCGAUGUUCGGAACGGUACCCGACUUAUCACGAGUUGGGGUGGCAUAUCAUAACCCACCGCACUGAUAAACUUCAAUGCGACUACUGUGGGAAACAAUUAAAACAUCAUCACCGCAAAAAAACCGUUAAUCACAUGGAAGAUGUAAUUCUGUGUUCGCAAUGUAUUAAGCAUCUUAAAGCGAUAGAAAAGUCAGAAAAAGAAAUUAAAGAGAAAUUAAAAGCUAAGACCAACGAGAAUAUUAUGAUCCAAAAACAUCAUCAGAAAUUCAAACAAGCCAUGGGACUUUCGGGCGACGAAGACGGAUCUACAAACUGA
Molecule: messenger RNA, 1287 nt
Organism: Spodoptera exigua (beet armyworm)
Lineage: Eukaryota; Metazoa; Arthropoda; Insecta; Lepidoptera; Noctuidae
Source: the annotation of a GenBank genome assembly